This is a messenger RNA of Rana temporaria (common frog), 693 nucleotides long. Its product is annotated as homeobox protein siamois-like. Gene Ontology annotation, molecular function: DNA binding. Bases 1 to 693 code for a protein of 230 amino acids. NCBI's taxonomy places the organism in Eukaryota, Metazoa, Chordata, Amphibia, Anura, Ranidae. The record is from RefSeq and is a predicted model, not a curated record. The transcript is spliced from 4 exons.
AUGGAUACUGAUCUGGACCAAGUUCUCUGCACUGUGCUUUCUCUAGAAGAAGACUAUCCAACAAUGUCUACUCCCCCAAGGUUCCAGGACAACUUCUCUAGGACUCCAAGCAUCUCUCCUGAUGGUUUCUUACCUACAGAAAGCCAAACUGAUCUACAAGACUCCUCCACCAUACAACAAAAGCUGCUGGAAAUUUAUACCCUCUUGGGGCUCCAACAAGAGGCACGGGCCAAAAAAUCCAUAACCUCCAAGGAGCCUGCAAAUAAGCACACUAUUAAUCGGAAUCCAUUAAAAAGAAAGUUGGAAGAAGAUGAGAAUGAAGGAUGCAAGCAACCCAGAGUCAAUAUUCAGAAUUUCCAGAACAGCAACUCCAAAGCCCAAUGUAGAAAGAGGACAAACUUCAACGAGGAGCAGACUGCCUUCUUGAUGAAUGAGUUUGAUCGUAACCCCUAUCCAAAUUUCUCAAAGAGGUGCCAUAUUGCUAAUAUAACUGGGAUUUCUGAACCCAGAAUACAGGUUUGGUUCCAGAACAGAAGAGCAAGACAUCUCUCAAAAGAUAUGAAAUCCCAAAGCCCCCAGGGUAGUCAGUUCUCAACUCCCAGAGAUCUUCCCAACAUUUUUCAGAAUCAAUACCAGAAUCUACAAAUCAAUGGACAUUUCCAGAUGCCAGGAAACAUGAGGAUGCUAAACUGA